AUGGAGCGGGACGACACCGACACCGUGAGCGCGUCCAAAAAGACGAUAAUCGCCAAGAUAUUUAAAGUUCGCAAGAGGAGGGAGAUGCUUUUCGUGCAGGUGUGCUUCAUCUGCAGUGUCCUCUUCGUGGCGUGGAGCAUGUCUGCGCUGUUAACCAAGACAGGUGAGUGUGGUGGAGGGUGGAGGGGGGAAGAGGGGGCUGAGAUGCACCGGGGCACGGGGAGCUGAGAACCGAGCACAGAUCUGCAGUCAAAUCAUGCACCAGCACGAGUGGGUAAAUGAGGAGAUUUAAAGGUAUAGAGCUCAGAAACACGCGUGAGUGUCAAGGACAUCGGAUCAGCUGAACUCGGUUGUUUUCGUGUCCAGAGUCCUGUCCGAAAAUGCGCGCACUGCCUCUGAUCGUGUUGUCCUGUUAUAUCUGCAUCCUAAUAUCGCUCAUGUGGUUCUUUCUGACCCUUCAUAGACCAGGACAGACGCACACACUAGAAUCGGGUCAAAACACUCGGAUCUGAAAUCUUCAUUUCAGGGGCACACGCGUGUUUGCCCGUCUAUGCCGCAGUGUGCGCGCCGUGGCAGCGGCACGUUUUUAAUUUGAGAGGCAGGCUCAUAAUCACGGCGCACGCACACCUCAUGGCUCCUCCACAUGCACGCAGUGACCGACCCAGUCUGCCUCUGCUGUCUUCGCCUUUCCUCCUAAAUCCCUAAAAAUGAAGCAGCAGGCGCAUGAUCGGGCACACCACAGCAACUCUGUGCACAUCGUGCUCAUCAUGAUCACUGCUGCACACACAAACACACACUCUGGAUCACCUCAAUCACACCCCGGGAUCAUCAUCACGCGUGGCCAUCGAGGGAUGUUGAUGUUUUUACGCAGAGGCCACGGACGGUUAUUAAAAGAGGGGAGAGAGGUGGUGAAACGGGAGGGGAGGGGGUAAACAUUGGGACGCUUUAGCUCCCUGAAUGUUACAAUAUUCAGAGCUGGAGCCUGAGGUGUGUGUGUGUAUGUGUGUGUGAUCAUGCAUGAAGGCACACACAGAUAACAUGUAUACACACACACUCUCUCUCUCACACACACGCAUGCACGUCCAAACUCUUACCUCAGGCCCGUGCGAACACUGACACGCAGAGCAUCCCACAUCGCCUCACACUCGGUUAUGUAAUCCAUCGAGCAACCUUGACAUUUCUGCUGGUGAAGAAUGAUAUCUGACACAGCAGCGGGGGUCAGAGGUUAACUAGACGAAACACCCCCUCAGGGACCAGAUGUUUAUGUGACGGGGACAAUAAGACGAUGUCAACAAGAGGUUUUGGAGCUGAGGAGACUUAAAGGGAUAUUCCAGCGUAGAAUUAAUUGAGGAUCAACACCGAGUUAGACCCCCCCCUCCAGAGAUGAAUGUUGUCGACCGCUUGCUUCUCUAGUUAUACCAACUUUAGUAACGACAGCACGAUAGCAAUAAACAAGCCAUAAACAAACCUCAACCAAAACGCCACUCUAUAGGUGGGUUUCUGUGCAAUGUCAUCGCAGGUAUGCACGUGCAGCCUCGGGGCAGAAAGCGGGACAUUUCUUAUUUGUUUACUAGCGAAGUCAACGGAGAAAGAAAAUGACAAUCGGCAAAACAAACGAUCGGCAAACAUCACGACUCUGCUCCUGAUGUUAAAAACAUCGAAAACGACGUCACAACCUGGUAAAUUGAGUGAAAUACAUGGAUAUUAAAGCGAGUUUUUUCUGACAAAGCGAUUUUUCAAUGAAAUGGCAUUUUAUUGCAAUUGUGUCAGGGAGAACUCGCAAACAAUACAGCAUCUUCAUUGAUAUCACUUAACUUCGAAGCAGGCUUUUGCCCCAUGGUUGCGCGCACACCUAGUAUUGUUUGCACACGCUAAACCCAUCAAUAGCUACAAAUAAUGCUCAGAACAGCACCUAACUUCAUCAACAGGACAUAUAGGGUCACAGACAUAGUACUAGACACCAAACAUCUUUUUAACUUUGACUCAUUUCUUUAGCAAAGAGACUAAACACAACUCACCUACUCUCUUCCAGUCCAUUACAGACUACAGCGGGGUGCCGCAGCUCAAGGAAGAACAUUUAUGAUCAACUAUAUGGAAAUACAAUCAGACCGAGACGCUAAGGCAGAAGAACUACCGCGUCUGUAAAAUGAUUAAUAUGGUGAUUAUUACUUCAAGGAAAUGAUAAAGAAAUUAUCAUAAAUGUUCUUCCUUGAGCUGCGUCACCCCGCUGUAGUCCGUAAUGGACUGGCCUGAGGUCUCGCUACAAACAAGCGGCUGCUGGAAGAGAGUAGGUGAGCUGUGUUUAGUCUCUAUGCUAAAGAAAUGAGUCAAAGUUAAAAAGAUGUUUGGUGUCUAGUACUAUGUCUGUGACCCUAUAUGUCCCGUUGAUGAAGUUAGGUGCUGUUCUGAGCAUUAUUUGUGGCUAUAGAGUGGCGUUUUGGUUGAGUGCGUGGCUUUCUGUAUUGCUAUCCUGCGGUCGUUACUAAAGUUGGUAUAACUAGAGAAACAAGCGGUCUGCAACAUUCAUCUCUGGAGACCCCCCGUCUUUCUCGGUGUUGCAGUGCGUUUGACCCUAACUUAAUUUUAUGCCGGAAUAUCCCUUUAAGAAAGAGGACCGCUUCAGUUUUAUCCUCCCUUCUUAAAUCCUCUGACCCCAAACCCAGAGACCCAGACCCCUCUCUUGACCCGGUAUCUCUCCAUCUGCAUCCACUUAGUCCCCAGAGCCAAAUAAUUCAGCCCAACUAUACUGUCAGGCUGCCAAUGCAUGUAUCUGGAGUUUUUAUUAAUUACAUUAAAAACAACAAGAGGCUUAAAAGAUUAUUCUGGACUGAUAUCAUACAUGGAGUGCAAAUCUGUUGUCUCUAAGGGCAGCCAUUGGCAGCCAGAGUCCCACCCCCUCUCUCUCUCACACCCACCCACUCUAGGUUACUAAUGGCUUCCCUUUUCCCCCUUUUAUUUAAUCAAGUUCGCCUGACUGAGGAAGUGAUGGUCAUGUGAGGGAAUUUAGAAAGAAGCCGUUUCUCGUGAGUUUCAGCCCAUGGUGGUUGUGACUGUGCGCGGUGUUUACGGCGGGAUUUGAAGGUGACACACAUGAGGAGAACAUGAAUCCAUGAACCGGGAUCAGACCUGCCUCUUUUACAGUAGCUGUGGCCUUCUCACCGCGGACAAGCAUUUGUCACGUCACAGCGAAAGGAAAAAAAACUACGCCCCGUGCGCACCGCCGAUUUGAUUGAUAGCAGUGUGGGGGUGUGUUGAUGUGCUGAACGGCCCAGAUGGAUGGGAUUUGAUGUACUACUCCUGGGUUACAUCUCCAUAAAGAGGGGUGGGGCGCAACAUGCUGUCGUGCAUGCUGAUCUGGCUCCGUGUGUGUGUGUGUGUGUGUGUGUGUGUGUGCAGUAAAACAGGUGUCUUUGAGAAGCAGGGUAGGGCUCUGACAGGUAGCUGCAGCAGGCUGAGGAGGAGGAAGAGAAGGAGGAGGAGCUAAAGAUGUUAUUGGCAGUAAAAAGGUGAAUACAGUUGUGAAGAGAGCAUGCUCAGUGCACAGUAGGAUUGAUGGACGCUCGUCCUUGGUCCUCCUCCCCCUGAUGAGCGGACCAGGAGGAUGGUGUUACUGCUGUGAUUGUUUCUCUCACACCUCCUCCCUCCUUCUGCAGCUCAGUGAACUCUGAUAGAGAUGUACUCAUGGACUUUUAACAUCAUUUGGUUUAGAUUUUACUGUAAUUAUGUAAUUUAUUCAGCAUAUACAGCAAAAAUACUGGCAAAUGUAAAUAACUUUGAUGCCCAGAUGCUUCAAACCUCAUCGUCUCAUACAGGCGGCACAGACAAGACGUUUUAGGUAUUAUUAUUUUACAUCAAAUGAAGCAGAUAAUUUUCUUUAAAUGUACAUGCUAUUUAUUUUUACAGCCCUUUACAACAACCCUUUCAGUGAACCGAAACUGCUUUACAAUACAUAGUAAAUAAAAAAUGAAUAAAUAAAAACAAUGAAAAACAGAAAACAAUAAAAGCGAUUUUAAAAAAGAACAAGAUACAAUGCAGUAAAAUAAAGUUAAAGAGUCACCACGCUACUAUGUGUGAAAGCCAGCAUAAUGGGUCCAGUGUCCUAGCGACCUUAACCGUAAGAUAGAGACGUGCUAAUGUCCUGACUCAAAACACACAAAGACAUUCGCAUCCAAAUGUCAUAAUAAUGAUAAGAUGAACUUCAUAUAUCCCAGAUUGGUCAGAUUUCAACAUUUGAUCAUUCAAAGCAGCUGGAAAAGUUCUUAAAUGGUUGCGAAACAGACUGACCAAUUUUCUCUGUUUUAUUCGUAAUCUCUAAUCUAGUCUCCACAAACCGAGCGUUAGGUGUCAGUCACGUGAAUUUACUUUAAAACACUGAAAAAGCUGUUUUUGACAUUUUUAUAUCGGAGGAGAUUCUCCGUCAGAAAACACUUCCGACUGCACAGGAGGAGGAAAAGGUCUCUAUUGUUUACAGGGGGCGCCAAAGUCAACACAGAGUCGCUCACUGGAGCUUUAAAGAGACGACCUUAUAAACAUGAGGUUUAUUACUCUGUGAAUUAGCCGGACACAUGGAUUUGCAAUAUGUAAAUAUUUUGGCCAUUAUAAACACAGAUAUUUUACUGCAUUUGACAAAAUACUUAAAAAUUCUUUCUGAACUACUCCAUCCUUAUUUCAUUCAGAUUGAAAUCAAACAUUCAUGGUUAUUUUCUUAAUUUUUAAUAAAUAUAGAAACAAAAUAUCAGCCUCCUGAGGGCAGAUGACGAUAUGUUGAAACUUUAUAAUGAAAAUUUACAGCCUGACUGAAUUUAUACUCUGAGAAAUGUAGUGAAAUACAAGAUUUCAGUUAAAGUACUCAUUGUAAUUAUUGAUUAAAAACAGAAAAGUUCACAAAGCUGCUAAAUUAAAACACAAUAAGUGAUUUUUUUCACCCCCAUUUUACAAACUGAGUGUUUUUAAGUGUGUGUGAGGAGGAAAAACCUCAAAAUACAAAGACAGAAAUGAUCAUGUCGACCUUUUUUCUCUACGCUUUAGAAAUGAUCGUCUUCUAGUCGCACCAAUCCACAUGAUAAAGACUCUAUUAUUUAUCUAUAUCUAUGAUCUGGGUAUUUUCCCUCCUUACUCUGUAUCAAAUCAAAAAGAUCCAUUCAGCUCCUUAAAAAAAACCAGCCUCACAAUCAUUACGCUGCAGAAUCACACGAUUCUUGGCGAGUUUUCACCCACAAAACUCCCUGAUAAUCGUUCACAUGAGAGAUUUCCCGCUGAUAAACAAACGAGGAUGGAUCAGGGCUAAUCAAAAACAUCUAAAUUCAUCGUGACCCCGAAACACUGCGGUCACUGAACACGGAGAACGAGAUGCUUAAUCAAAGUGAGUCACGCCCUCAGAAGACUGCUUCCUAAUUUCACCCCCAGCCUGCCUGGAAGAGUCCUGACAGAAUCACGUCCUCAUUGUUUUUCCUCUUCACAUGGUUAGCAGAGGGGAGAGCGCGCCCGGUCUGUGCAGAAACAAACGCACACGUGUCGUCUUUGUGUGUUUGGUUGUCCGGGGAAAUAUCGCAGAUUUCGUAUCCGGGAGGUGGUCGAAUGAUUCCUCACAUAACUGGCUGUAGAAAUUCACUUUAGAUUUGGCUCUUGGAUUAGAUUUUUUUACAUAAGUCAUCAACUGUUUACCAGAAAAUUAAAAUAAUCCGCUCUGUCUAAACCAGUUUGUCGUGUUAAUUUGAAAUACAAGCGUCUGUGCCCAACACAUGACUCUCUGACUGCAGUGUGUGACCACAGCCAUCAUCUCUUGGCACAGAGUGUUCAUGUUUGUGAUUGUAAAACGUGAUUAUCCGUGUCCUUCCCUUUCUAUUAAACUGGGCGGUGAUUAAUCGUGAGCGUUGCUGGAUGGAGAAGACCAGAGGACGCAGAGGAGUAAAAAGGGGGAGCCGGUUAGUAGAGAGGGGGGACGGGUUGGAGUGAUGGCUGCAGGGUUGGGUUUCUUGGAUGGGGGAGCUGAGGGAAGCAGCUGCAGUCUCAGCCUGUUGGUGUGGAGCCUGCUGAUCGUCAGGCUGUCCAUCUGAGCAGGAUUGAAAAGCAUUUAAUGAAGACGUUUCUGUGCUGGCGCACCAGAAGUACCGUCAGGUUGAGGUAGACGACUCCAGGAGACCACAAGAAGUUAAAAAAGAUCAACAGUGCCAGAAAAAAGUUCAGUUUGGAAGAGUCUGAUGUCUGCCAAGUUUACCGUCUAAAACACUGCGAAUGAAGACUCUCCUCCACACUUCAACUUCUCUCUUCCUCAUCGUCCAAUCAGUGUUAACCUCAGUUUAAGACACCCUCUCCUAUAUGUAAACAGUACUGUACCUUUAAGGGGGCUGUGACGAGUUUAUUUCAUGAUAUAUAAUUAAUCACUGAAGUCGGAAAACAGUUGUUGGUCACAACCAAACUUAAAAAAUGUCAAUUAUUAGUCAAGAUCUUUUACAUUCGUUACACAUUAAAGUCUGUGAAAUGCAUAGAUGUGUUUUCUAUGAUUUACACUUGAUACAGCCAACUGCGUAGCUCGCGAAACGAACGUCGGCAUCUCAGCGAUUCUUUGCCCCUCACGGUUUUCGACAGGUUCGACAUUUGUUCGGCAGCUUCAGCAUUAUUAGUGAGCUCACUUCAGUUGGAUUGGAUGCUUCAGUUUAUCACCAGUAACACACUUUUCUCCCCCGACUGAAGCAGAGCGCCGGAAUGUCAAGAGAAUGGCGCCCAGUUUUACGAUUUAAAUUCUAAAAGGCUUAAAUGAAUGUGAAUAUUUCAGUGUGGAAAUUGAAACGCUGUAAAGAAACGCUGGAAUUCCUGUAAGCUAGCCUGUCACAUCGCCAUCUUGUUUCUGAAUCGAUCGGUUGUUUAAAUAAAGUUUUUACGUAAAUUUGCACUUGCGCAGUUCGGAUCGGGUAGGUGGCGACUAACUGCCGUAAAAUACAUUGAAAUGUCAAGAGAGGAAGUGACGUACAUUUCACACAUGCGCAGUAAAAAAUCAGGCUUUCGGGACGUGAUAUUUUUUUUGUAGGAUGGUAGGGGAAAGUCCUGCCCCCUUCGCCUCUGAUUGGCUAGAAAAGCUGGAAACGUCAUAGCACGCGCAGGCCAAAUGCGGACUGUCGGCUCUGUACAUCGAACAUCGAAUGAUCUCACUUCUGAAUUUCCUAACCCUAACCCGACAGACGAUAACGUUUCACAGCCAUAAGGAAUAACCAAUCGGAGCCCAGAACUUCUAGCCAAUCAGAGGCGAAGGAGGCGGGACCUUCCCCUACCAUCCUACAAAAAGAAAGUUUGCUUCUGGGAUGGAUUGGGUAGCGACACGUACAAUGAUACUGCGCAAGUGGUGGUUCAGGAAGUGGAGAAACUCCAAACUGAGAGCACUUCGGUUUCAAAUUCGUAUAAUGACGAUAGGCAGAACCAAGUUGUCCAUAAGGUAUACAGUCUAUAGUUACAGCUUAACUUAAAAUCCUCAAUAAGUGUGAAUUAUUAGUCAAGAUCUUUUACAUUUGUUACACAUUUGAUCAUAGCAGGCUUUCCUAAAAGUCAGUAAACUGUCUUCAAAUUAGCAUUUCAGGCCGAGUUUUCCCGUUUGUAACCCUCUCUGGUUUUCCCCCGUCCGUGUUGAGCGUCACUUCCUCAAAGUUGUCACCAGAGUUGUGAGUGAUCCUCCAGAGACGCUCACAUGGUGGAGAGGGGAACCGUUACUCAACAACACUGACAUCAUGUGAGUCAACUGCUGCUCUGAAGUCUUCCACCACCGUUAUGUAAGAUUGAGAAGCUAGACGGAGUUCGGCUGCUGAUGAGCACGACCGUCUCUGAAGCCCCAGACCGCUUCCAAACACCGACAUUUUAUGAAAAACUGCGAGUGCACAGAGGUUCUCAGUGAUUUUAUGUAACUGAUUUUGGAGUCGAGUUUUUGAUGUCCUCAUUACAGCGGCUUAAGAGCAGCCAAAUGAAAAAAUGAAUCACUCCCACCCUGAAACAUGCUGCUGCUCCAACAGCUGCAGCGUGAUGGUGUGCUGAUGAAAUGUGAUAUCUGCAUUUAAAUGAGAGCUUAUCAAGAGUUAAAGUGAUGGACGCUUAUGUAGAUUAAUCACAGGGGUCUUAAUUGAUGUUUUGAGUAUGGGGGUGUCCAUAUUUGCUGCUUUCAAAUGCUUUUAGUUUUUGCUCGAGGUGAUUUUACGUAUUUUAAAUCUGAAUCUUCAUGAUAGUUUUAUUCAUGAUGAGUGGACGGUCAGUGAAGUCGGUGUGUUUCUGUCGCAGGUCAUGGGAUGCUCGUAGAGGGACAUUCGAACGCCGAGCACUGGGGGAGACGGCUCAUGGCGUCGGCGAUGGAGAACGAAACGGAGCCGAAGAACUGUUCAUCGCCAGGUAUGCUAAUCUGCAACCUCAAAGACCUUUUAAACACACCACGCUUAAAAUGACAGCAGUAUAAAAGCUAAUGAAACUGAAUUAUAGUGACAGAGUUAUAAACCUGCAGCUAAGACCAGAUUUAGAGGGUAUUUAAGUCUCUUUUUAAGACCAUUUUAAGUCCUUUCAAGCUGAUUUUCUUUCACUCUUGCUGUUUUCAAUCGUCGUACCACCACAAAAAUAAUAAAAACUUAAUUUUCUAUCAGAGUUACCUUUUAAAGAAUCACUGAAUGUACUUGGCAGCAUAACCAAGAGGGGCUGAAUAACUGUUCAGCGUCAGGUAUGCUAAUCUGCAAACUCAAAAACCUUUAAAAAACUUUUAAACAAAGGACGCUUAAAAUGACUGCAGUAUGAAAGCUAAUGCAACUUAUUUAUAAGGACAGUUACAAACUAGCAGCUAAAACCAGAUUAAGAUGGUGUUUAAGUCUCUUUUAAGACCAUUGUAAGUCUUUUUAAACAGAUUUUAUUUCACUUUUGCUGUUUUCAGUCGUCGCACCACCACAAAAAAAAUUUUCUCUUUGUUGAACACAUGAAUACACAAAAAAAUCAAAUUAACAUUAUAUAAAUAAAAUAAAGCCCCAAGAAAUAAAAUAUAUUCACAAGAGACAAAAAAAUACGUACUUCCCGGUAUGAUCGCUUUUAUUUUGAAAAGCUUCAAAUCAACCGGAAGUUGACUGUGUUUGGAUAACUUGUCUUUAACCGCUGUCAGCCACAACAACCUGAAACCAUAACAGAGCCUCAUGUGGGUGAAAAUUGAAUAAACUCUUAAUUAAUUGAGUUGUUUCCUAUUAAGUCUAUUAUUGAAAUCUUGUUAAAUAAUCAAUAACAGUGAGGGCGGAUGUGAUUUCAGAGCCUUUAAAGGUUCAAUUAUUGUGAUCAGUCUGCUAAUGAAUGCACAACUACAGUCUGAGGAUCAAUAGAUGAUCUCUCAGUUAUAAUACAGAAGGAGCUCAAAGUUCGAUCCAUUAGUUUGGGUUUUAAUUGAAGCGUCUUUAAUUAACUCCUGAGUCCGGCUCUAUUGUUCUGACUCAGUUUGGAUCACUUCUCUGUAAUAAGCACUGAGAGGGCUAUUAAAAGGCUCCGUUAUUGAUUAGGUUACAGCAUCCGAAAGGAAAGCAGACUUCUCUAUAAUUAGUUAUUCUGGACCGUAUGCUGACGGAUCCACUCACUCUGCUUACGUCUGCAGCUGCUGUGGGAAACAUCACCGCUGAAGUUUCUCAUGACAGGAUUGUUGUUGUUGAGAAGGUGCAGAAAUCAUUUGUUUUUUCAUUUCCAUGUGAUUUGAAUAUCCUCCGACCUGACUUGAGCUGUGUGCGUGACCCUGUUAGGAGAGUCUAAGCAGAUGGGUUAGAGGAGCAGGAAACAUAAUCGACUUCUUUGAUUUGUUGAAUUUGGUUCAAGCAAAAAAUACACACAGUUAGAAGUCAAACGUUGAUUUUAAGAUAUUUCCCUGUCAGGGGAAGCAACAAGAGAACGAUUUAGGAAAGAAAUGGUUGUACGUGGUUUCCCUCUGCAGACUGCCUCAAGUGGACACUCAAGGAACUGCAGUGUUUAGCUCUGCCGCUUCAGCUUCAUUUCUCAAGCACGGGGUUGCUGCUUGAUAUUGACGCCAUCGGUCAAGAUCGAACCCAGGCCGCCUGCAUGAGGUAGCUGAGUGAACAACGUGAACUGAAUCACUCCGAGACCUGAUUCGUUCCUUUCUCAGUUCAGCUGAGCUCAGCCGCGAGUCUGGCGUGUCAGUGGGGAGUGGAUCUGCCACUGUUGGCUCUUUUGUGAACGACACACAGUCAGCGAGCGAGUGAGCGGGCAGGUGGAGUCUCGUGAUUUGCUCACAGCGAAUGAACUGUAAGGAUUUAAUUUCAGCCGAUUUAAAAAAAUACUCUGAUAUCUUUAAAUGUAGCAGACAACGACUCGCGCUCCUUUAGCGGUGUGCUGCUCGCUGCUGUGUUGUUUCCACCGACGGUGACACACAGAGAGGUGAGUUUUUCAGGGCUGGGGAGUGAUCCUUACUUCAGGACUUGGCGAAUGAACGACAUGUGUCACCCAGUGAACGACGCUGUGACUUCAGCAGCAGGGGAGGGAAGGGGCUCUGAAGCACUGACUGAUUCAGUGAACGAAUCUUUUGAACAAAUCCUUUUAACGAACUGAUUCUAAAGAUUCAGUUCAGUUAAAAGAACUGAUCUUCCCAUCACUAGCAUAAAGCAGGACUACUUUGACCUUGAGGCCAGGGGGACUCCACCCUUUGAAGGUCAUUUAAAGGACGUGGUCGAGGCCUGGUUAACACUCUGUGAUUGAUUACCGCGAUGACUCAUCAACAUGCAACAACUCUACUUUGGCAUAUUACUGCUGAUUAGUUCAUAUCAUCAUGUAUUUAAGUCGUCAACUUCACUGUCAAGCAGACGCACAAGUCUGGGAACUUGUGCCGACAUUGCGAGCACGUCGUUAGAUCCGUCUGACUGGUCGGCAGCAGCUGAUCGGCGAGUGAUUGGCCCUUGUGCCACCCCGAAUGACGAGUAAUCGAGUCAAAUUCAGCCUGACUUCACAAUCAGUCAUGACUCAAACACCGAGCCAGAAUCAUCUUUAAUUUUCAGAGUUUGUACCCAGAGUAUGUCUGAGUUUAAAGUCGUAAAGCGUAAAUGUUUCUGACCUGAAAACUUAAUUUGACUCUGAGAAUGAUUACCCGAGUAAAUGGAGGCAGUUGUAUAUUAGAUUUGAAGGCAGGAGGAAGAUAAUUUAGAAAGUAAUUAUAUUAGUUUUUAUUUUUAUUUUUUGGCAGCCUCAGAAGUGACCCAGUAAGGACUAACUGGCUGUAACUUUAUUCCUGGUUUAUUACUGACUCAUCUCCUUCAGAAUCGGCCAAACAAAGAUUUAUUGUUCAGCUGUAAGGAGGUGUUUUUUUUCUUAAUGUGAGUUUAUUCAGAGCGUCGGUUCGGUUCCUUUUGAAAUGAGCGCCAAAUGACGAGAUUACUCGCUGGAAGUUUUCCCGUAAUCUUCCAGGAUUACCUUCUUUCUUUUUUUCCAUUCAGAUGUCGUCGUCAGCUGAGCUCCACUUUCAACACAUUCCUCAUCAGCUGGUCCUCCUCUCCUUUGUCUCCCCCCCUCCUCCUCUCUUCCUGCUGGUCAGUGGGAGGUGGUCAUAUGACUCUUUAGUUGUCGGGUCUCGUGAAUAAUCCUGUUGUAGUUUCAGACUUCAGACACGUCAGCUGACACUGGCGCCGAUUCAAGAUAGUCAUGAAGAGGCAAAGUUUUUUUUUUUUUGUCUCUUUUCACAUUAACAGUUUUUGUUUUUCACAUUUCAGUUUGACUCUAAAUUAUCUAAAUUAUCUUUAUUUGGUGUAAAAACAGGACAGAAAUUUUAGGACUAACGGACGUGUUUGAGGAGUUUGGGUCAUAUGAGAGAUCACCCAGAAGGUUUUAAUAAUAUCAAGAAAAUGAGAUUAUUCCCUGAUUAUUCUUGGUUAGUUAAAAAUCACACAAAGAGCUUUAUUUGUCACAUGCUUCACGGACUUGAUUCGUAGAAAAUCUCGUCUUUGUUUUGAAAACUUUCUAAAUGUUACUCCGGAUUUUCUGUCACUGACUCUAUUAAAGCAAAACAAUCCGAUUAUUCGACUGUCUGUCUGUCUGUCUGUCUGUCGGUGUAGAAAACUCUUAUCUAGAUGUUUCUCGUCGUUAGUGUCAGAGAGAUCCGCUCGGCGUCUGCUUCAUCUGUUCUCGCCGUCACGUGGUUUUCUGGAUAUUCAGAAAAGUUUGUUUCUUACUGAAAAACUUGCAGUGAAAACUGAGACAACAUAGAAGUCUUAUAGAGUGGAGAGGCUGGAUGUUAAAUAUGUAAGGGGUGUAAGUAGGGCUGGGCGACAGGGGAAAAAGUUUAUGAUGAUUAUAUUUUUUUUCAUGUAUCAGUCGAUAUCGAUAUAGAUCACGAUAUGAAAAUCUUAAAUGUUCCCUGUUACUCUUAAAUGAAUGCAACAUAAAACAGUUUCAAACACAACUACAAAUAAAUUUUAAAAAGAUUAAUUUGAAAACUAAAAUCUCGUCUCUUUGACGUUUUGUCGUAAGGCGUUGCGCUCGAGAAAGACUGAAUGGUCGCCGUGGGCUGCUUCGCACUUUCUCUGCUUUGUGGUUCGUAACCUUUUGCAAUUUUGCAUGCUCUGCCACAUGGCGCUGCUUCAGUUGGUGAAAAAGAUUUGAGGUAUUCCCCGACUUUGCAGGAACAUGAACUCAACAUAAUUUACUUGGGUGGGAGAAAAAAUCGAUUCACAUAAGUAUCGCGAUUUUUUAUUUUACAAUCUUUAAAUCGAUUUUUUAUUUUUUGUUCAAAUUUUAGAAUAAAUCUAAAAAACUGACUUAUAUGUGACGUGUAUUUUCGUGGAAAUAUUGUUCCUGGAGUAGUUCAGUAGACAAUCAUAAUCAUUCAACUGUUUCACUGGAGGUAAAAAUGCAGACAAAGAAUCGGGAAAAUCGACAAUACCGUAAAAUCGCGAUUUAAAUCAAAUCGGCAUUCAAAAAAUCGUAGAAGAAUCAAAUCGGAAGAAAAGCAUAUCAUCCCAGCCAUCGUAACCCCAGUUAUUUUCAGUAGUAUAGAAAAUUCCGACGCUUCUGAAUGCAACAUCAGAAUACUUUUGAGAGUUGCUGAGAGACGCAGCAGACCUUCGCGUGGAUAACAAAACGUUCAGCUGUCGUAAAUUUGCAUCCAUGCCAAAUUGAAGCUGUGACUCAGAUUGUCCUUUUCCUCUAAGACCUGUGGUGAGUUUGAAAACUUGUUUGCGUGUUUAACCCCUUGAUUGUAACUAUAUGCAAGGGGGCGUUAGUUGGUUACAUGAAAUAAAUCUACAUAUUUUAUAGUAGCCAUACCAAAAGUAAAAUCAAUUAUAAUCAUCAUCUCAAAGUCACUUUUGCUCGUAGCCGUCCCCCUUUUCAAAACAAACUGACACCCUUGUAUAUUUAAUUAUCGUUUUAUCGCCCAGCCCUAGGUGUAAGUAAAAAUUUGAGACAGAAAUGAAGCAGAUAUGUGAUUCUUUGAGAUGGGGGACACUCAAAGUGUGUCAAAUGGUCCAGAUCAGCUCGACUUGAUCCACUUUGUUAAGAAUCAACCAGAACCUUUAAUCAGAAACCAAACUGUCUGCUCUUUUUAUCUGUGAGAGUCUCAUGAACUCAGACAGAAGUCGUCCCGGCUGAUGCAGAGGGGUCGAAAAGCCCCUCAGUGCGCAGGAGUCAUUGUUUGUGUCCUGAUGAUCCACCAGUGAUGCGUGACCCCCCUCCGCUCCUUCAGGGUGAAUCACCCGGCAUGGAUGGACCUGCACUUGAUUGGAUAAGAAUUAUUAUUUGGGGCUUUUGUUUUGUUUUUUUCUGCUGAGUGAGGACAGCAGCGUCCGUUUAAUGAAGCCGCCACCGCCACUGCUGAUGUUUGUGUCGGCUGCGUAGAUCACACUCAGCCAGCUCCGGUCUCCCCGCCUUCUCCUCAUCAUUAUUUCUCCAAUCAGCGAGGGAGCCCUUCUCAGGAUUUCACGGGGCACUAAUGUUGUUUUGCUUGUCCUGCUGCUCCGGCUUCACAUUCACAUUCAUCACAGAUGCCUCUUUUAUUGGCCGUAACUCCCGGGAAGCACAAGGUGCUGUCCAAACUGUUUUUUAUGCCCUCUGCUACCCUAUAAUACGUGCUUGUAAUUUAGACAAGAGGCUGAUAUAACCUCUGAUUAUUCCUUUUUCAACAGUCACAUGCACUCUUUGAGUCACAACACCCCUGAGACGCUUCCCUCCUGCAGCGGUCCCAUGACGGAUGACACAUGUGCCCCAAAUUAGCGCCUCGAUUCGACAAGUUGCAAAAACCUCUGUUUCUAUUUCGGCGCUCGGAUGUUUUGUGAGUCUUUUCGCCCCGGCUGAGUGAGGGGAUGCGUGUCUGCUGAGAAAAGACUCGAGGUUUACUCAGGGACACAGAAUAUUAGAUUAUGUUCUCUCAUAUGUUACCCCUCCCCAUGUGGGACAAACCGAUGCCAACUAUGCAGCACAGAAAAUUGGAGAGGGGGCAGAGCGGCACGGUGGCGGUGGCUAAUGUCCUGUAGGAGGAAUAAUGUGCUUUUAAUAAAGAUGCAGCUAAUGCUUUAGAUCGAGAACUCCUACUUGGGCGGCCUAAUUGGCCUGGUGCGUGCAGACAACAGUCGAGAGCACAAACGAACGACAAAAGAGCGGUUUUAACGCCGUUUCUACGAUGAGUUAAUCUGACAGGAUUUGAUUAUAAUGGUGUUAGAUAAGGACCCUAAUCUGCCCAGAAGCAGGGCGUGAAGGAACCGCGGGUUAUCUUAGAAAUGCCGCAGCGCUGAUCUGGUGUCAGUGUUUUCAGACAAGUUCAGACAAAAGGCAGAAAUUGGAGCAAAGAGGAGAUGAACUAUUCCGGGUGGGGUUUUUUUGUUUUUGUUUUUGGCUGCAGUACGAAGACGAAAUCUGCCAACGCGUAGAAGCCGGUCCAAGUUGGAAUGCAGGUUGGUCAACUCCAGGGAAACACCAGAAGGAGCCUAUUUUAAAAAGGAAUUACACAAGCAGGGAUUAGGCUGCUGUGCAUAAUGGAAACUGACCUCGCUCUGCUUCCCGCUCGCAUGCCAAUGUGGGAACAAUGCAGCGGCGGAGAGAGAGAGAGAGAGAGAGAGGAGAGCGGGCGAGGAGGCACCUGAAUAGGAAACAGUCUCUGUGUGCAGUUCAGCUCCGAGACACUUGACCUCUUUAAGUUCAUGAAUUCACAGGAUCUUUGUUUAUCUGUGCCGUCUUCCUGUCAUCAUGAAUUACUGCAGUGUUGGCGCAAAGACUAAAAACAUUUAUAGAUGUUUGUGGUUAAAUACUACGACAGAGUAUUAGGGCAGGGGUGGGCAACCAUGUGCCAUGGAGAGCCGAGAGGCCAAAACUCCACCAGGUGAUUUCACUGAUUAGUCUCUGCUCUCUGCUCGGAGGUAAUCAGUGAAAUCACCUGGUGGAGUUUGGGUUGGAAAGUAAACCUGCAGCCUGGUUGCCCACCCCUGUAUUAGAACCACAUUAAGAAAAAAAAUGAUGACUUCGAGAUUAAAGUCAUUACUAACGAGAAUCAAGUCGUAAUACAAUCAUUAUUUACAAGAAUUAAAUCAUAAUAAAAUCAUUUUUUACGAGAAUUAAGUCGUAAAGUAAAUUUCGUCUUAAAUCUGCUUUUGUGGAGUAAAUGUCUGAGCUGGUCGACUGCAGAGUUAUCUGUUGGUGCAUCAGUUGGUCAUUCAGAGAGUUUUUGUGGUUUCUGAAGAAACAAUCCAACUGAUGAUCAACAUUUGAGAUUCACAGGGAGUCGAGCUUCGACAAGCACGUCCUGUAGCAACCUCCACCUGCAGAGGCACCAACACCUUAUGGCAAAUAGAUUCAUACGAUAAACUAAAGACAUAUGAAAUUGUUGUUCUAAACGGCUGCAUUGAGGGAUUUAACCUCGGCACAGACACUUCCAGACAUUUCCCCCUCUUCAAAAACAGCGAUUCCCUACAAGUCUGCCUGGUUCUUUCAGAAAAAAGAUGAAUUUCUUUCAUAUGUUCUGAUACUUCCGAGGAUGUGAUGCUGAAAUGCCAAAGGAUUCAGUAUCUUCUUGUUUGUGAAACCGAACUACUGAAGUUCAAUUCAUCUAAAUGCUCCACAACACUCAUUUAAACAAUUAACAACAGGUUAGGAUAGACAUUAGCUAUUAGCUACGACUUUUUUUCUCGUAAGAAAUUACUUUAUUAUGACUUUAUUCUCAUAAGUAAUGAUUUUAUUACGACUUUAUUCUCGUAACUAAUUACUUUAUUACGACUUUAUUUCAUAAGUAAUUACGUCUUUAUUCUAAUAAAUAAUGAUUUUAUUACAAAUUUAUUCUCGUAAGUAAUUACGUUAUCAAUCCUCGUCUUAAAUUUAUUUUUCUUAAUGUGGUCCUAACACUCCGUCGUAGAAUACACGUGGAAAUUCAGUGAUUAUAUUUUGCAGAUUUUCUGAACAGCAUCAACAAAGGCGCUCCAGACUGUAUUUCUUCUUCUUCUUCUUUUCUCCAGACUCUUCGGUCUCUCUCUCUCUAAUGUGUUUUUCUUUUCAUCAUAACCAAAGCCAUUAAGGACAUUUCCCGGGUUUGAAAGGUGGACCGUCACGGCGCUGAGGUCGCUCCGCUCUCUCUUUGUUGUUGCAGAUCCGUUCCUCACCCCGAGGGACUUGUUUACCUAUUCCCGGACACAGCUGAAUGCAUACAUUUCACAGCGGUGUCCCCUUCAGGUUAUUGAACCAGGACUCUUCUGGUCCACCUGCUUUGGCCUCCCCCUCACACACACACACACACACACACAUAAACACACACACACACACACUCUCACUGCAUUAAAGCUGAGGGGAAUUCAUGCUAAAAGUAGACGUGUAGUAGGUAUGCGAGUGUGCUCAUGCAGGUGAAAUUGCAUGCGUUAAAGUGUUAACACGACCACGUGAGUGCGCUUGUACAUGUGAGGUUUAAGCAUGUGUGAGUAUUGACCCAACAAGAGGAUCAUGUAUUUUGUUUUUCAUGCAUUUGUCGUGCAGAUUUUCCCACAAGGCGACUCGUGACGAUGUUGUCAUGUUUGUAAGAGCGGCUGAGUCGCAGUCGUCGAGUCAUGCUGCGCUCACUGAUGUGUGCCGGAGCGAGCUAAUUAUCUAAUGGACUAAUAAUGACCUGGAGGGAUCCUUCUCCUCUGAGGAGUCUCUUGACUACUGUACCGGCAUGUCAAACCUUAUCCCGUUAAUGACCUGGCAGGUCCGUGGGUCUGUGUGCGGCCUGUGACAGAAGGUAGCGCCAGGCACUCGGCCAAAACAUCUUGCUCACAUCGUAGUAUUAUUAUUUGGCAGAUUAAAACACGAUGGCGUUGUGUCAGAGCGAUCUAUUUUAAGAUUGGAGGGAUUUUUUCAUUGCUCCAUCUCAGCCUGGAUAUCUAAUAAUGUGUGCUGCAGUGUCCCGUCAAACUCCCAUCGCUGGUGUAACAGACGGCGCCCAAUACUGAGCUGCAUUAUGUAACAACGCCACCAUCAUAUCUGGAAUAUUACCAGAUUAUGGAAUUAAAACGGCACAAAUGUAAAGAGGAGCUGGCGUGCUCUGCCUUUAAAACGUCAAUAAAUUAAAGUUGUCUGAGAGGAUUUUCAUAUUUAGCACGAGACAUCUGAAAGGACAAUAAACAAGGAUGUUUUGUUGGUUUAUUCUCGGUCGUGCGGGUCUGAAGUAAUAACAUGUGAAUCUACAACAAUAUAAAAGAACUGAAGGAUUAUAUAUUAGGAUAAAAGACAGAACAAUCGAGUCCCACACCUCUUCUUGUUGGUCCAAUCUGGUUUAUUUUUAGAUCAGAAAUCACAAACGGUUCAAUAAUCUGCGUCAAACACACCAAGGGAGCUGAAGAGGUUCAUUUUAAAUCAACAAUAAAUUAAUUAUGUGAGUCAAUGUUCAGUGAACAGGUGGUAUUAAAUAUUUAACACACGUUUCAAAACAAAACACUGAAAAUGUUGUGUAAUGCUUAAAAGAACCAGUUAAUGUGUUAUCAUUAUUAGAUUUAAAACUAGUAUUUUAAAGAGGCCGAAUCUUUCACAGGUAAAACUGUUUAACAAUGUCAUAUAUAGGUUUUCAUCAGCAGCAAUUCACAUCAAUAAAUCUCUGGUUACUAGGGAGACGAAGACCUCUCCUCAGUCUGCACUGCAGUAAAUGGGGACACAUAGGGCUGGGCGGUAAACUGAAAAUUUACAGAUACCAAAAUUUACGACAAUAACUGACGUCAUUUUGCCCAUACCUUCAUAUUUCAUGAUCACAUGGCGUCGUAGUUAAAGUCUAAACUAGUGUGCGCUAACAGAAAACAUACAGGACUUCAUCAUUUCACUUAGAGAUGCAUCGAUCUAUUUUUUUCCGAUCCAAUCGAAAAUCAAUACCUGGGCUGAGCAUAUCGGCCGAUAUCCGAUACAGAUCCAAUACUAUUGUUAAAUGAAUGAACUGUAUACCUUACCCUAAACAUUUAAUGCAAAAGGAUGGACAGACAUAGAAUAUAGAGCGAACAGAAUCGCUGUGUUUGAUAUUAAUUAAAAGAAAAAAAAGACAGGAUCGGAACGCUGGAUCGGCGUCAUUCAUCAGAUAUCUGAUCCAGUUAAUUUGUCAAUAUCGGAGCCGAUAUCUGAUCUAUAUGUUGGAUCAGUGCCUCACUAAUUUCACUGCUCUCCUCAGUUCCCAAAUCUCCACAAUUAUCCUGACAAUAGUAAACACUUCUCAUUGUUUUUUGACUAAAUAUGAAUAAAUAUCAAAUUCUUUCAAACAGUUGGCGCGUCACCCAAACUCUGCGUGAAUCUGGGUUUUCAAAAUGAAUCUAGGUCAUGCAUGAAAAUAAUACCUCUCCUGAUUUAACCCCCAAAACUCUGACUCCUCCUCUCCUCUCUUUCCUGCAUCCUGAUGAUUCCCACGCCAUCCCUAACUGACCAGAAUUUAAGCUGUUCGUGAAUAAGAUCACCUGACACGUCUUACAGGGACUCAGACUUUAAAACGACGCCUGGGAGGAUUGAUGAGCGAAGGAGGAGGAGGAGGAGGAGGAACAAAAGUGUUGCCAGUAAUUUCUUGCAUAAGCGCCGCAGUCAGGUGUCCAAACAGAGAAUCCGGAGUUUAUUUAUAGAUUUGAAGCUCAGACAUCUGAAGGGGACUGUUUUUUUUUUCCCCUCAUGCCUGCCGCACCAGCGCAGACGUUCCCCGUGUGUGUGAACUCGCUGUGUCGUUUCCCUCAGAAGAAGAAGAAGAAGAAGAAGAAAGCCUCCACAUGUAAGGAGAGCGAACCUGCUCUCUCCCAGAUCAGAGAAAACGAACUUCUUUACUUUAGUUUGUACAACAGAUGGUAUUUUAAAGGCCUCAUUCCUCAGUAUUUGGUCUAUUUACCUGAACAUCUAGAAUAAGUACAUAUUUAGAUAAAGAUGUCUGCAUGAGAGCUGUACUGGAUGAUAAAUGAGGACUUUAAGUUGUACUUUAAAUGUCAGAUUGUACUUUAGGAUUAUCUAUAAUUCAUGCAUAAGUGAGAUGAUCUAUAAGACAACCUUUCUAAUAAUUCGCUGCCUCUUAUAUAUUUUUCCCCGUGCGUGCAAAAACGACGUUUUGAUGAUCAAUCCAGCCGAGCCGCACAUUAUUUAUGCUUCUAUUUAUGGACCCUCAUUUGAGAUGCAUCACAGGAGCAGAUCUGUGCGUCGGUCGGUCGGUCUCCUGUGCGUACAUCCUGUCCCGUCCUUGUGUGGAAAUCGGCUGUGGAAGCAUGUCCGUGUGACCUCCACAGGGAGGAGGAGACGCCCACAAACCACCGUAGAUGAUGUCUGGUCGGACGUUUACAUCGACAGGAGGGUGACCCCCUGCCCGCUCAUCGCCGCCGCGCCUGUGCCCUCUAAAAAACCUUGGGGUGAUCGCCUAUUUUUAACCAGAUCUGGAAUAAAUGUACACGGCGGUGAAGGGGUAACCAAAGAUCAGGGGCGGUGAAGGUGUUUAAUUAUUGAUCAAUCUCAAACCCGCAGAUUUGGGAGCCGAGUAGAGACGCAGCCUUGAACGACAACGACGAUGACGGGACACUUCAGCCUUCAACGGCGAGUUUAAUAUAUGGACGCCUGACUGUUAUAUGAGGAACCGGCUGGACUUCAGCCUUCAGGAGUUUGUCGUCUGUCACCUCUGAGGGCAAGGCUGACAAAUCCUCUGACUGAUUGUGCUUUUCCCAGCUUUCCACUUCAGCAUAUAAAGCUGUCAGAAAUCGAAUAAGCUGCAGUUUAAUACGGCGAUGAGCAUCCAGGUGUCAUCCAGGUGUUCGCCAGUUUCUCUUUACUUUUUAAGGUCAUCGUCGUCAUCACUCACAGACUCAGCGGGUCGUUAUUCUGUCCUGUCACCGCCUCACAAAGAGAGUUUCUUUAUUCUACCAGGUUAAUAUGUUCGAUGACAUGUGGAGAUAUAAAAAUCCAGCUCGUCUCCGUGUGAUGUAAUUCGCUGAAAUCCAGGAUGCGUGCGGCUGAUUGAGCGGGCUCAGACUCCAUACUGUGUGAAUAUGUGAUUUGCCUGUUCAGUGCUCCAAACGCAGCAGCAGCAGCGAAUCAGUCAUGUGGAUUUCAUAGACAGGCAGCGGUGAGGUCGGGACAGAUGCAGAGAGAAGUCUCAGGUGAGCGCUGUUCCACUUCGCGAGUCCAUAUGUGACAAAUCUUCUCUUGACGUAAACAGCAGCGGUCUCCUGACUCAGUCAGACGGAUUUUGUCCUCAAAUCUCGUGUUUUUUUUUCUUUUUUCUACGAUAACAAAACAGACACACAAACAUGCUUGAUAAUUGUAGAUUAAAAAUGUUGUAUUAGCGCUUUAACAGCAUUUUGAAAUCUAGACCCAAGUAUCAACACUGACUCAAUUUAAAGGUACUGUGAGGAACUUUUGGUUUGUGUCAAUUUCAGCACCCCCUUGUGGACAAACCUGGCUUUGCAUUUGUCCCUUAAACAGGCCGACACCUACUUUUCUUUUCUGGCAUUUAAAAUAAUACAGGUUUCCUACACAGUCAGAAUUUCCAGAAUUUUCCAUACCCUACUUUUUAGAAUUAUUUUUUGAAAUACAGACUUUUUCACUGUGGUAAUAGUCUGUAAACUUAAAUAUUUUUCCAUACUUUAUUUUCAUUUACCACACUUUUUAAGACCUGGAAACUGAUCAAAUUACUUCCAUACGUUUUCAUAUGUUUCCAUACUUACGUAGGAAUCCUGAAAACAGGAUAUAAAAAUCUUCAAUCCUGUCCCUGAUAGUCUUGCUGCCUUUGAAUAACAUAAAAAGACGUUAAUAUGAAUGUCAGUCAUUUUCAUUAACAAUAAAAAUCAACACAGGAUCUUUUAAAAACAAACAAAAAAAAAACACAUAAAACAAUACCUAGAUUAAUUAUUUUUAGGGGAUUAGAGCCACAUGAAGAGAGAUUAAAGUCGAAAUUUCCUGAUUAAAGCCAAAAUUUUGAAAUUGAAAGAAUCAAAACUAUUGAAACUAUGUCGGAAUUCUGAGAUUAAAGUUGAAAUGUCGUGAAUAGCGUGAAAAUAUGAAAUUAAAAAUAUUAAAAUGUUGAGAUUAAAGUCGAAAUUUCGAGAUUAAAGUCGACAUGAAUAAAGUUGAAAUUUUGACUUUAAACUCUAAAUGUAAAUUUAAAAAAUAUCCCACCUGUGGUUAUUUUUUUUCUGCUCUUGUGGCCCUGAUCCUUUUUCAUAAGUGCCAAUUUUCAUAUUUUAGCUCCAUCCAGCCCCCUUUGUCCCCAAAAUGUAGUAGGAACCGAGGUUAAGGUGGUUUCAGACACAAACAUGAACACAGUACAAAGACACUUCAAUCUCAUAACUUUGAAACUACUUUAAAAACUUUCUAUCAGGCUGUAACUUUUAAGGACUGUUUAAAAUCCUGCAGGCUCGGUACAAGAAGAGACAGAAUGUGAGUUUGCAGCUCCGUCCAAACAGAACCGGGUCAGUCAGGGGCCGCUCUCCACAGAUGCUGGGUCUUCUCAGGAAGACAGCCAGCUAGUGUCCCCCAACCAGGUGCACCGUGGAGCGUUUGUGCUCCCGGAGACGUGAGCCGUAUGGCGGUUACCAUGAUCACACUGCGCUCCAGCUGGAGCUCUGGAUGACGGAUGACGAGUCCUCAGCAUGGGAGCGUUUUCUGCCGGUCCGCCUUAAUUCUGUAUGACUUCAGACGCUUAAUAUAGACCCAGCUUUUACAUCCGCUCAGAGGAGACGGUUCUGGUUUGCUUCAUUUUUCUCUGAAGAGGUUUUGAGUGACGUGACGGACUGCAGAUAGAAACUGGUUUCAAAGCUUCAAAGGUCUCCGUGUUGUUGUUUUCUUCAGGUUGUUUUCAUGAUGAUCUCAGGCUGCUGUUAGAUUUGCAUACAGCCUCCUCUGGUCGUGGUUCCACAAUUUAGUCAAAUAAGAUAAUUCAGAUGAAACAAGAUGAGAGGAAACAUCAGCCUUUGAAUACGACAAACAAGCUUUUGUAGUUUGAGGACAAUAAGAGGCUCUUCUCUGAGAGCGACACCUUUCUGUAAGUCGAACACGAACCUCGCUGUCAUGUUACUGAUGUGUGACCGUGACAUUUUCUCUCUCCUCAGCAAUACACGAGUUCCCCGAUGACCUUUUCACCAGCCAAGAACGAAAGAGUGGUGCUGUUAUGCUGCACAUUGUGGCGGUAAGAGGACUUUUUUUUUCUCCCCCUCCUUCAGCCUCUCAUCUUGGAUCGUAUCAGCCUCUCUAGUGCGCACUGGGCUCAGCUGUUUGCAGGUGGAUUUGGACGUUUUUCAUAAAGCAGUUAUUACGACCGCUGAGGCUCUAAAAGCUCAAAAGUAGCACAGUGGGGUAAUGGCUGCAGUUUUGUUUUUUUCCAGUGAACCAUUAAGUGACGCAGAGUUCUGUGCAUUUGUACCAAAACAAAGAAAAAAGAAGGGCAUCGACUAAAUUUGAGUCUGGGGGUUUGUUUUGUCCCUGAUUGAACAAAUAAAAGUAUUUAAAUGAAAAUAAAAUCAGUUACUUUAAUUAACUCGUCUAGAAGUGGGUUUGAAAUGGGCGUGGUUAAGAUUAAAGCUCCUGUGAGGAAUUUUCUGCCUAUAUUGACUGUGGCGCCCCCCUGUGGACAAAGAGGUAACCCUUGUUUCAUUCAACAGUCCCCCUGUUUUCAUUUUACUGUUAAAUUAAUCACUCAGUGAAAAUUCGACAUGGAGAAGGUGAAAAAAAACAACAUACAUUUAGUGUUGUUGCUCUCUAAGGCUGGGCGAUAAACCGAAAAUUUACCAAUACUGAAAUUUACAACAAUAACCAACAUCAUUUUGGCCAUAUCGGUAUAUUCAGUGUCAGACAAAUAAACAAAUCAAAGUUGUUUUUGGAAAUUAACAUUAGUGAAUGAGAUAUGUCUUUAUGACCCGUACGCGUUCGAUGCAGGUGAGUGGAUAAAUGACGAGAAAAAACAGACUUUAGUGGGCAGACAUCCGUUCGUACCUGACAGGACAUCAAGUCUCUAUUAAGAAAAAAAGAAAAACAGUCAACAUACAGCCCUGAAGGAGGACAGUAGUUAGGGCUGGGCGAUAAACCGAUAAUUUACCGAUACAGAAAUGUAAGACUAUAACCGAUGUCAUUUGUCCGUAUCGGUAUAUUCUGGGUCUAAAUCAGUAAGUGUUGGUUUUGGAUGUGUGUAGGUAGGCUAUGGUUUCAUGUCCCUUUAAGACACUGUCCUACAUCAGAGAUGUAGAGGGAAAGACAGGUGAGGAGAUGGAGGACGGUUCAAAAGUUGGAGCAGCUGAAGUAGACGAAGUUAAUGUGGGAGGGGGUGAGCAGCUUGUGGAGUAGUUAUCGUCCAUUUAUCGUUAUCGAGGUGAACUGAUCAAUAUAUGGUGAUAUUGAUUCAUGAUAUAUCGCCCAGCCCUAGAGUCUUUUCUCUUCUUGUCUUGCAAAUGUCUGUUUCUUCUUGUACCAAACAGUUUAUCUGCGUCGUCAGAGGUCACCAUCUUUAAAAUCCACUUUAGAAGUUCCAGAUCUUUUCCCUGAUGGUCUUGUUUUUAUUUUUCAGGUCAUUAAGAAACAUCAGGAUUAGUUUGAGUCCAUUUGUUUACUCACAGGAGCUUUAAUCGGCAACAAAUUAAGUGAUUAAGUGAGUGCUGUUAAAUAAAAAUGCAAGGACCAUGUCAUUCAUAACUCCGAGGAAGCACUAAAGCUGAUAUUUGACAUGCAUGAUAACAGAAAACCAAAGACGUCAUUUCUUUUAUGUGGAUCUGAUCGGUGUAGAGAUGACGAGCUCUGUGUCACAGUUUAAACUUGAUCAUGAUUCAUUUAACAGAAGAGACCAGAGUCCAUUAUUUAGACAGCAUGAGAUCACUCUCCACGUGGAAAUCCCUCCUCGUCCACGUUCGGUCCCGCUAAGCUCCGCAGACUUGUUGUCCCAGAGACUCGAACCACCUAUGGAGUCGUUCAGUAUUGUCGAAGUGCUGCUCUUCAUGCUGGAUUUAACUGGCUUUAAAAAUGUUUAAUCUAAUCCGGGGCUCUAACCAGGAUUUCAGAAAAACGAAGGUCAGUAUCUGCCCCUUUAAAGAGACUCUCUUCAUCCUGAAUCCUCGUUUUUUUUCAAAGAGCCAAAAACACACGAGAGCCGGUGGAUCUUCUUUCCUAGAAUGAAAUACAGUUUGGAAACAGUUUUGAUUCAGCGACGGAUACUUUUAAUAAUUAAUUUUAAGGGGUUCAAGUAUAAGUUAAAGUCUGUCCUAAAGCCUUCACAUUUCAGAGACGAGGGGCUGCAGCUUCACUCUGAAUUUGUCAACAUACAGUUUUGAGUUUUGUGGAUAAAUUCAAACAAGAAAAGAGGAUGUUGGAGAAGAUUGAAACAUCGGAAACGUCCACCACAAACCAGUCACAUAAUUUGAUUUUUAAGGGUUCACCCACGGGGUUGGGGUUAGUGCAAAACGGGUGAGAGAAAAGAGGGUGAGACAAAAAUAACAAAACAACCACAGAAGGAGAGAAGAACAUGUGAUAGAGCUCUGAUGUUUGCAGGUACAUACAGGUGCGUUUAGAUGAAGUCUCCCCCCAUGAUCAGGAUCUGAACCGUCCUGUCUCCACUGCUGAGAGGAGAAUGUAAAGAGUGUGAAUGUGUGUGUGUGUGUGUGAUCAUACUGCAGUCCUGCACUGCCCCCUGUGGAUAGCAUAGAGCAGAGCAGGGCUCCUGGAGCUGACGUCAGAGCUGAUCUAUAAUUUAUAGAUCUGGCCUCGGCUGCUGUGGAUUUUUCAAACCGUGAGUGAAAACGUCUCCUCGCCGGAUUGAUGUUUGGAUUCAAAGCAGGUCAUGUUUUAAUUGGCUGCUGCGCUCUGAGAUUCCCCCUUCGCCCGCCCCUCUGCUCAGCUCAUUUCUGCUGAUUUAGGAUGUAUCCACACACUCACAGACACACACAAACAUCUACUCACACACACACUGUACCUCUCACUCUCCUCUCUCUGCCCACAGACGCUCUACAUGUUUCUGGCCCUGGCAAUAACGUGCGAUGAAUACUUUGUGACAUCGCUGGAGAAGAUCUGUGAGGUACGCAGGAGGAGUCGGGGUCCUCGGAGUCCUCGGAGUCCCCAGUCUUUGAGUCUUGAGCAGGUCCAGGAGGAUUUCUGAGUCUGUUUGAACAACCUGCUCUGAUUUGUCUCUGCAGAAAUUGGACCUGAGUGAAGAUGUUGCAGGAGCCACCUUCAUGGCAGCUGGCAGCUCUGCACCAGAGCUUUUUGCUUCUAUUAUUGGUAGACAAACACACACUUACACACACACACACACACACACUUAGACACACACACUCCUAUGAACAGUUUGUGCAUACACACAGAUGGUUGGUGUCACCGCUGAUCCUGAUUGGCUGCCUCUCUCCCCGUGUGCAGGUGUCUUCAUCACCCACGGCGACGUGGGGGUGGGGACCAUCGUCGGCUCAGCGGUCUUCAACAUCCUCUGCAUCAUCGGCGUCUGCGGGAUCUUCGCCGGACAGGUGUGUGGUUAAGUGUGUGUCUUUGUGUGUGUGUGUGUGAGGGUGACUUCCUGCUGCACUCUAUUUAUUUAUACACUGCAGAGAAACACGUGUGUGUGUGUGUGUGUGUGUGUGUGUGUGUGUGUGUGUGUGUGUGUGUGUGAGCGCCUGAGUUUUUAAUGCGGAGGGAACACAAAGCCAUCUGCUCCACUCGGUGUGGUUUUUUCUCACAACUGGUUGUUGUGGAAGUGGAGAGUUGAACUCUGGAGGAGGUGGAGAUCAUGAAUCUGUUUCAUCUUCAGGAAGUGUCUUUAGAGAAAUGAGCAGAAAAAGUCCCAAACAGAAGCAGUUAAAGAAACAUCUCAGAAACUACAUUUGUGUGUUUUUCUCUGUGAAAUCUCAGGUGGUGAUUCUGACCUGGUGGGCCGUCUUCAGGGAUUCUCUCUACUACAUCUUCGCUGUCCUGGCGCUGAUCGCAGUAAGUUUGUCAUGAUUUUAUCACAGAUGUUCAUACAAAGUUCGGCUUUUAUUCUUCUAUUCUAAGAGAAAUGUCUUUCUUUGUUUUUCAGUUCAUUUACGACGAAAAGAUAGUUUGGUAAGUUUCUCACUCAGCCUGUUUAUGAACAGAUUUGCUGUAUUACUAUUUUUCAAACAUCAAUCAGUCUUUAUUUAUUUUGCACUUUUCAUCCAAAAAAGAUGUAGCAGAAAGUUUUUUACACAGCAGAGGAAUAAAAGAAACAAAGAAAACCUGAAUGUAACCUUAACGAAAUGAAGCUCAAAGAUCUUAUAUUAUCUUUCAUUAUUAAAGUGUAUUAUCCCUUUAAAUGAGUGGAAACUUGAGUUUAAAAAUACAUUUUAUUUAUAAGCGCCUUUUUGGACAUUCAAGGAAACUUAUAUAAAAUAAUAAUAAAUAAUAUAUAAUAUAUUAAAAUAAUAUAAUAAAAACAGCAGGAUAAAAGCGAGAGAGAAAACAAAACAAACAAAAAAUAUAUAUAUAUGUAUGUAUGUAUGUAUGUAUAAUUGACGAACAAAAACUUUAGUUUAUUAUCGUUCUGAUGUUAAUCUUGUUUUCUUCUCUUCAUCAGGUGGGAGAGUUUGGUGCUGGUGGUCAUGUAUGCUGGAUAUAUUCUUGUCAUGAAGUAAGUUCUUCCUCUUUUACACGAUUUUCACCGCGUUAUUAUUCAACCCCCAAAAGACCCCCUUUUUUUUCAGAGUGUUGGUUUAAUUAAAGUGGAGUUUUUAACAGGAAGUACCUCAAAGUUUGACUGAUAAGCGCUCUUUGUUCCCGUCGGUCGCCCUGCAGCGGUCUGAGCGUGUGCAGAAUGGUUAAACUCUCCCACACCUGGUUCCUGUGGGCUGAUUAAUAUGACCGACUGUGGGCUCGGCAGCUUCACAGAGAGAGGGGUGGGUUUCCAGCUGGAGGGGAGGGUCUCAGUCAUGUCCCCUCACCAGAUGUUAGCUGAAGAUUCGGCCCAGAAGCUGCAAAUAUUGCUCCCAUAAUGCAAAUUAAUGACGCAGUUUCACUCGGCUCGGACACAAGUUUUGUUGUUUGCAGAAAUGUGCGAUUGUUGACUGGAUGCAGAGAUGUGAAUGAAUGCAUAUUUUAGAUUUAUUUUCUUCACCAUGUCCUGAAAACUCCUCGUCUAUUCUUCAUUAUGCACAGAAAUAUAGAUUUAAAUCUGCCAUAUUUGUGUCUUUACAGUCCAAACUGCAUAAUACCACCCACACGGUCGUGCUCCUCUGUCUCUGUCCAGCUGGUAAUCUGUGUAACACUCAGCAGCAGCAGCAGCAGUCUGCUCGCUCUCUGCCAUAAGAGUUUAAUCUUUCUCCCUCUGCAGCGGCUAAGAGCACCGGCUUAACCAGAUCACUCCUCUCCUUUCUCAUUUGGAGGAAAGAAGUGCUUACUGUAGGAUAUGCUGUCAUAUGUCUCCCCUUUCCCAAAAUACCCGCUGACAAUUUUAGGCCUGUUCCAGUCAAAAUGCAGCAGAGUGGGUUUUAAAUAGAGCGAUCAGUGCUCUCUGGGGCGACCUCCUUUGGCCCUGCUGAGACGAUUUUUCCCUCCUAAAAUAGCACACAUGCUCCUUUAUGUAAAAUAAAUCAAACCACAGUGAAAAUAUGAGAAUAUAACGGCUGAAAAUAUCAGAAUAAAACUGAAGAAGUAAAACAUGAGCAUUUUCUAACAGGAGUCAAAUAUACUUGAUGCAAAAAUGGACAUAACUCACCGAGCAUUGUUCAGUCAAAGACAUUCAAUAGACAUCUGGGCUAAAAUGGGUCUGCCACUUGUCUAAAAAUGAACGACUUUUAGCCGUCUAAUAGACUAAACUACACUGUAAAUUGAUCAAUGACUGAUAAAAAUGUUUUAAUCCAACAUUUAGCCAUGAUUUAUACAACUUACAAUUGUUUUUUUAUUUAAUAUUUGAUAAUUAAUGGAUUAAAUUCUAUCAUCUAGAUUCAGGCUAAAAUAGAGACAGAUUAUAGACGGUGAAUUUCUGUCUAAAAUAAGAUGAGAUGUCUAAUAGACAUAUAAGGUUCAGUGGAAAUGUGGUGUUAAAACCUGUAAGAUCACACCCACUACCAUCCUCAUCUUCAACCAGAUGAGUGAAACACUUUACAGCAUUUAUCGAGUUACAGUGGAGAGGAAGAACUUCAUUUAACAGGCAGAAACCUCGAGCAGAACCAGACUGAUGUUAGACAGUCAUCUGUCUGAGAUUGAGAGAGAAAAAGAAAGAGGGAGAGAUGGACAGAGGUGAGACUGCAGGUAGAUUAUCAACACAAGCACAGACUCUCUGAUGUUGUUUUUAUGAGUAAAGUAGGGCUGCACGAUCUUGGCCAAAAAUGAAAUCCAGAUUUUUCAUUCAGUGACAACUUCACCAAACUUUACUUCAAUAAUAAAAAGUUUUUCUAUCGUCUCUCAAAAUGAAACCGCUGAAAAUAAUGUAGUUCAUAUGCCAAGCCAGUAAGUGGCGCUGUAACGCUGCACAGGAAAUGCACAAAAGACAGAAGAAGAGAACAGAGCAUGUGUAUAAAGGUCGUUUUGGCGCCAUAAAAGAGUUACUCUGUGUGUCACAUGAUCGUUUCCAGAGAUGCAGAUAGACAUCCACACGGAGAUGAAAUGGUCGUCGUUUACAGAUUUAUUCACUCUCUGACCCGUUUUCAAAACGUACCAUUUACAGUCACCUGAAACACCGCUACGACAAAAAACUUUAGCGUUUCCUCCUGAAUUCGUUUCCGUGGUGACGGGUUGAUACCGCCUUCAGACAGACUUUACAGCAGGCAGUGGUUUGCUCUUCAUUUGAAACUGUGAAGUUGUACCAAUUCAACACGACUGACUCGCUCUUGUCCUAUUUAACCACAAAAUUAUCGCCUUCUUUUGCAAACGCCAUGUUUGUUUACACUGGUGUUUGUGGGAACUGGUGUGUGCUCCCGCAGGAAGGGUGAGCCUACGGUGGCCUGGAGAGGAAAAUCGAUUUGAGGACUUUAAAUUUUUUAACAUCAACAUUGGGAUUAAAAAUCGAUGAAUCGUGCAGCCCUAGAGGAAAGUAAUCUCCAGCUCAGCUAAAGCUAACUGUUGCGUAUUAUAAAUUAAAGUGAUGAACUCUAACAGGUGUACUGCUGCUGUCUGAAAGAGUGUAUGUCCAGAAAUGACCUGCAAACAUUAACUGUGCAUAAAUAUGGAUGACACACCUCCACCUCCUUCUGUAAAAGCAAAACCAAAAUUAGAUCAAGGUCAUGAUCACUGGAACUGUCUUCAUUUCUUUUUAAUUAGAAUUAACAUUUACAACUACAUGUAGUCAAACACAAGAGUGAGAAAUUCUAAGUAUUGGAACCAGAGGGCUGAUGGGAAGGCGAAGUCAACACACUCAAACACUUUCAAAAUGAGACGCCGUGAUUUUCUGUAAACUACCCGACGGUUCGAGAGUUAAUGUUAGCUUUGAAGGAAACAGCCGAGUCUCCUCUGCGCUCGUUUGGUUCAAAGGAAGCAGGAGUCGGGAUCCGUUUUCAUGUAAUGGCGCUCAGAUUGUCUCAGCGAAGGUCUUAUCAAACGAUGAAAGCGCUCUGAUGGGCUUCUCUGGGAGUUUCUUUCAUUAUCAUUUCUAAAAUAGAGCUGCUGCAUAUUUCAGCCGUUCUCCUCCUGCAUAAUGCUGAUGCCAUCCUCUCAAACUGGGUCACCUUAAACAUCAUGUGCUUUCUAUAGAGGUGUACAGAGAGAGAGAGACGCAGCGUUUUGAACCCGCUGAACCCUGAACGUCCGACCUCUAAUUCAGAUGUUCUGGAUCUUCUCAGGUUCAACUCCAGCAUGCAGAGAUUUUUCAUGGGGAAGUCGAAGAAGAAGAACGUGGCCAACGGUAACGCCGCAGCCAGCAGUGAGAUGGAGGACGGUAAUACUAGUUAUGACUAUGUUUCUGAUGACGACCCGUCAUCGCCUUUACUCGCCAAAGGUAAGGUUAAUCAGACAGGCUGGACACACACAAGAUUCUGUCGUGUAGGGGUGAUCUAACCGCGUGUGAUUCUCUUCUGUUAGCUGGUCUGCUGCGGCUUUAACCUUCGCUUCUGUCUAACUAUCGAACUGUCUGAUUCGCUUCAGCUUCUACUUUCCUCAAAAUUCACAAAAUUCACAAAAACACGAGAACACUGAUACCAGACGACAAAAGUUGGACUGCACCACCCGGAGGAAGACGGUUUGUCAAGUUUCUGUCAUAUUUCUAAAGUCAUUCAGUCGUGUUCCUCCGUUUAUUGUGGCCACUUUUAGACGGAAACGGUCUCCAUAGAAAACAGAAAAAUGUAGUUUGGUUUAGGGGGGUCCGUUUAGACGGCAACAAAGUGAAAACCCCCUCCAGAGUGGAAAUGUUGUAAACGCUCUGCUCGUCCCGCUUUCGUCCAAAGUACAAAAACGCUGAAAACAGUCGAACCUGUGACGUCCUGGCUCACGUCGGCUCACGCUUUUGACAUCAUAGCCUUGAAAAUAACAACAACAGCCAUGCUCGACACUCAAGUCGCGCUGUCGUUAUUAUUGAACGGGCAGGAGCUCAACUUUGACCCGUACAGAAUCCUCACGGAUCAUACUGCUCAGCAGAGGAGGCGUCUGAAUUAUUUGUAUCAAAUAUUAAUGUAUUAAUUAAUGUAGAACAGAAGUUGUUCUACGUUUGCGUUGUUGGUCUAUAUGGGAGCGCGGUCACACCGACGCGCCACCUAGCGACCUGGCAUGCACAUUACAGCGUUUUCAACCACAUUCGGUUUUUGUGUAAACGCAGCAUAAAAACUGAAAAUUAAACGGCAAUUUUCCGUUUUCUAUGGAGACCGUUUCCGUCUAAAAGUGGCCUUGGUCGCCUCGCUGACUCUGAGUCUAAGUUUAUGUGUGAUGAAGAAAACCGGAGCUUCUCGAGGCUGAAUGAAGAUCGGCUUUAAUCUGCUCUCAGUGAAGCAGUUUAAUGUCAGCGGACUUUGUUGUCUGAGGUUUUUAAACUUCAGAUUGUCCAGAUAAAAUCUUGAACGUCAUGUUUGGAUGAGAUUUCAUGACUCUUCCUCUUUUUCCUUCUUUACGAUCUUUCUAAAACCUCUUCUUCAGUGACAUCUAACCCCUCAGAGAUAUUUAACCUUUCCCACUUUGGCUGCAUCCGUGUUAACCCGCCUGUCUGUUUAGCCUUACUAAACUGACUCUCGCUUGUUUUGUGCUGCUGUGUGUUUCUGUUCUCUCUGCUUGCAAACUACUUCUCUCCCUCUGCCGGUCUCUGGGGCGCAGACCCACUCACUUCUGAAGUGGUAAUGAAUUUCACAAGAGGAAACGUCUGUUUACGCUCUUAAUUUAUGUGCAUUCUGGCAUGCAUAAUUAGUCAAAUUAAUCCAGAGUUAAACCAAUACUUUUUCAAAUCCUCACAUGCUAAUUGUAAGCGCUGGGGAAAUGAGGAUUACAGGUUCUCAAUAAAACAUGUUUGUGUUUUUAGUUUUAUUGUCCGGGAGUUUUUUAUCCUCCAUGUUUCAGGUUUUGAAAAGUAAAUCCUAGUCCAGCUCUUAUACAUAUUCACGAGCGGUCGGCAGACUUCAAAGCUGCACCCGGCGAUCUGAGGGAGCCGUUUGAAGUCCAGAACCAGAACCGGUGUUGCAUCAGUAACCGCACUUAAUACGGUCGAGCUUACACAGCAGGAGUGUGAUGUUUUAGAGCGAGGAGACGAGAGGGGGAAUGUGAGACGAAGAAAUGACACGACAGAGCGGGAGUUAUUUUUGGACGAGAGUCGAGUAAAUUAAGACUGAUUCAUUAACAUUUAUAUCAUGAAUCAUGCAAAUAAACGAGAGGUUCAUUAGGUUUAAUGUGUUUAGAGAUAAAUAAAAUACUUAAGGAUCUGAGUUAGUUCCAGUUUUUAGGAGAAAUCUUGAGUGUAAACUCUACCCCCUCCCAACCAGUAGGGGUCAGUGAUACAGUAUGAUUUUUUAUAUUUCUGCAUUUCAGCUCUGUAUGAUAAACACCAAAUAAUAACAGGGUUUCUACUGAGUCUUAAAAAGUCUUUAAAAUGUCUAAAAUUCUCUUGAAACCUCAUAAAAUGUCUUAAAUUCAAAUUUGAAUAUUGAUGUUAUUUAAGAUUGAUUUUAAGUUAGUUUGAAAUGUUCCAAUAUCCCUUUAUGUCUUUUGCACUUUUUUGCCAGUAUGGAUAUGGAUAUAAAAUGGAUCUUAAAUUAUAUCUGUUAUGGUCUUAAAAAGUCUUAAAAAGUCUUUAAAAUGUCUUAAAAUGUCUAAUAAAUCCAAUUAUUUGAACGAAGGGCCUUUUAAAAUGUCUAAAAUUCUCUUAAAACUUGAAAAAAUGUCUUAAAAUACAAAUCUUAAUGGUCAUAAAAAUGAUUCGCUGUUACUUACAAAUAAAGAUUGAUUUUAAGUUAUUUUUAAAUGUUCCAAUUUCCCUUCAUGUCUUUUGUACUUUUUUCCAGUAUGGAUGUAAAACAGAUCUUAGAUUGUUUUCAUUAUCAUCUUACAGUCUUAAAAACUCAAAUAAUUUGAAUUCAAGGUCUUUAAAAUGUCUAAAAUUCUCUUAAAACGUCAUAAAAUGUCUUAAAUACAAAUUUGAAUAUUGAUAUACUUACCAAUAAAGAUUGAUUUAAAGUUGGUUUAAAAUGUUCCCAUUUCCCUUCAUGUCUUAUGCCAGUAUUGAUGUAAAUGGAUCUCAAAUUGCAUUGAUUUAAGGUCUUAAAAAGUCUUAAAAAGUCUUAAAUUUGACUUGUUGAAACCUGCAGAGACCCUGAAUAAGGUAAACAUGUCCUGUGGACCAGAAACAGUGUUGUUUGAGGUUCUAGAUUACAUGACCCUGUCUGCUUACCAAGCCUCCUGUUCUUACCUGCAGUUUUGAGCUGAGCUGACUGAAAUCCAUCGACGUUAAACUCAAACAGCCUCACCUCAAAAAUACUGAAAUUUUCCUUUUUAAGUCCGUCAGGUUGAGUGGCAGGAGGAAUAUUUUACUGUUGCUUUGGGAAACACUCGUCUGUCUGAGACGAGGAGUUCAGACUUUUGUUUUCAAUCACAUUAAAAUGUCACUUCACUCAGAUUCUGGUUCGAGGGAAAAAUGGACGUUGUCGUCGAAGAAUUGCCUGGUGCAGCUUUAAAUCUGACUCAGCCGCCCUGUUGUGUUAACUCUGGAGACAUUUUAGUGAAAUAAGGACCUCCUGAUGCUGAAACCUGUCUUUAAAUCAUCUCUGCACUUUAGAGGUGAAUAAUUAUGAUUUUCUGUCCUUCUUCACAUCAUCCCAUCCUCCAGUCAAGCCCAGCAAAGCGUACAGCCGCGGCUCGGUGGUGAUGGUGGACGAGAUCAUGAACGCCAGCCCUUCAAAGUUCCGGUUCCCUGAAGCCGGCCUCCGCGUCAUGGUCACCAGCCAUUUUGGACCCAAGACCCGUCUGCGCAUGGCCAGCCGCCUCAUCAUAACUGAGGUACAGCGGGGCGUUGAUGCUCCAGUAGGAAGAUUUAGUUUCUUCAGAGAAGUUCUCAAGAGUCUCCUUAUCUCGCUCAGACAGCUUAGAUGUGUUUGUUCUUUUCAUAUCCGACUGCAGAAGCAUGAAUUAUAAAAAGGAAAAUGAUUGAAGCGGAGCAGUUUAAGUAGAAACGUGUCUCCUCAUGUGCUCUAUGACUUAGUGCCUUUUUUCUAAAAGCGACAGAAGUUGGUCCAAGCUGCGAAUGGAGUGGAGACACAAGUGAUUGAUGGGAAGGUUGAAAUCGAGAACGGGAACGUGCCGGAGGACAAACCGACCGAGCCGGAGGAAAACGAGACCAUCUCACCGUUUCAUAUUCCAAGUACGCAACUCACGAGUUCAAAAGAAGUCACUGGUUUUAGAUGAGAUCAAAACAAACCGGAUCUGUGACGUGUGUUUCUACCUCAGGAGGCAUCGGCAGUAAGCUGAAGUGGCUCAUCUCGUGGCCUCUCCUCCUGUUGCUGUUUUUCACCGUCCCGAACUGUGCCAAGCCCCGCUGGGAGAAAUACUUCAUGCUCUCCUUCGCCCUCUCCACCGUCUGGAUCGCCGUCUUCUCCUACUUGAUGGUCUGGAUGGUGAGUGUGUGAUACUUCUGUGGGAGGAAGUAACUCAGAGGAGUGUCUGACCAUCAAACUUUCGGGGUAUAACUUUUAUAACCGUUUCUGAGUUUUGACGGUUUAUUUCUCUCAGGUGACGAUAAUCGGUUACACUCUGGGGAUCCCUGACGUCAUCAUGGGCAUCACUUUCCUGGCAGCGGGCACCAGCGUCCCCGACUGCAUAGCCAGUCUUAUUGUGGCGCGGCAAGGUACGAGAGCUUUUCUUCUAUCGCAUUAGUAAGAGUGGGUAGUCACUGAAAUCUGACCAAACAUGAACGCUGUCAGGAUCUCUGUCUUCAGCAGAUGGAGUUUACAUGUACCAAAGCCGAGAGCGGCCAUGGAUUUUUAUUUUUUUAUGCACUGUUAUCUUGUGAUUAUUAUCUUGAUCUUGUGAUUAUUAUCUCAGUAUAUCAGUUCGUUUUCUCAACAUAUUUCUUUUCAUAAUCUCAAUAUAACAAAGUGUGUUUUGUCAACUUUUUUUUGUUAUCUUAAUGUAACAAAGUUUGUUAUCUCGACUUAUUUUUGUCAUCUCAAUAUAGCAGUUUGUUUUCUCAACUUUUUUCAUCAUCUCUCUAUAACAAAGUUCAUUUUCUCGACCUAUUUUUUUGAUUAUUUCAGUAUAACAUAGUUUGUUUUCUCGACUUAUUUUUUUCUUCGUUAUCUCGAUACAAAAAAGUUCAUUUUCUCGACUUAUUUUUUUUGUUAUCUCAAUAAAAAAGUUCAUUUUCUUAACUUUUUUUUUUCGUUAUCUCGAUAUGACAAAGUUUAUUUUCUCAUGAUAACGGGAGCGGUGUUUUAGCUGACCUCAACGGUUACUUUUAAAAACGCCCAGCCGCCGGUCUGCUGUCAACAGCAAGUCAAGUUUUCCCUUAAAACACUCACAGCACACUCCAUUUUCUGCAUGUACAUUACACUUCCAACGAAUCGUGCAUGGCAGAUAAAUGUUCCUACGCUGAAAGUGUAAUGCUUAUGCGCAAAAUGUAGAGUGCCUUUAGUGUUUUCAUUGAAAACUUGACUUACUGUUGCCAACGGUGGCUGCUGCGUUUCAGAAAUAUCCUAAUCUAGAGGGCGCUUUUAAAAGUAACCGUUGAGGUCGGCCUUAAUGCAAUUUCUAUUAUCAUGAGAAACUAACUUUGUUAUAUCGAGACAAUUAAAAAAAAUAACUUGAGAAAAUGAACUUUGUUAUAAUGAGAUAAUGAGAUAAGUUGUUAUCCCGAGAUAACAGUGCAUAAAGAAAAUAAAAAUCCAUCACCAUUCCUGGCUUCCAUAAAUGUUCUUAUUUUAAACAUUUUUAAAACCAAAGUCUCUAAAAAUAUGUUUUCCUCUUUAUUCGAUCAAAAAUAUUUUAACAACUUCAUGUGUUUUUGUUUUUUUUAUUUUAGGAUUGGGUGACAUGGCGGUGUCCAACACGAUUGGCAGUAAUGUGUUUGAUAUUCUGGUGGGACUGGGGGUUCCCUGGGCGAUACAGACCAUAUGUGUCAGCUAUGGAUCAGAGGUAAGAAGCUGUAAUCAUUAAAAGAGCUUAAACUCGGUUAAAACUGUGAUACUGUUCACUUUAGUGGAAGAAACACACAAAACAAGCGAGUCUGGAUCCCUUUAGUUGUUGAUUUGUCUCUGUGUUUGUUUUAGGUGAUGAUCAACAGUCGGGGUCUGGUCUACUCUGUGGUGCUGCUGCUGGGAUCUGUCGCCCUCACGGUGAGAUAUAGACGAUGUUUUAUGAAACAGAGGUUGAUAACGGCGCCGUCAUUACCGCUCGAGUUCCUGUUUGGCGUCUCUCAUCGGUGACUGGUUCACUGUUACGCAACAGUGACUUAACCAAGUUAUGUAAUUGGUUCAUGAAAAUGUUAAAAUUCAGAUUUGUAAACAUUCGGAGUCUUCACACGAAAAUCUUCUGGCACAAAUGAAGUGAUGAAUUUUUAAUUUCUGAAUAAGUAGGACAAGAUUUUUUGUCGUAAUAAUUAAUAGGAACCUUUUAUCGCUCCUCCGGUCAGAGUUGAAAAAGUCAAGAUCGAAAUUUAUUCACAAUCUUCAUCAAUAAAUAAAUUAAAGUUGAUUCUUCAGCUUUAAAGUCAGUGCUCGGAUAUUUUCAGACUUGAUUCUGAAAAGUUCUCCUGAAUCCUCUCUGACGAUUCUCUGUGUCUCCAGGUUUUGGGGAUCCACCUGAACAAAUGGCGGCUGGACCCGAAGCUGGGCGCGUACGUCCUCAUCCUGUACGCCGUCUUCCUCUGCUUCUCCAUCAUGAUCGAGUACAACGUCUUCACCUUCGUCAACCUGCCCAUGUGCAUGGAGGAGUAG
Xyrichtys novacula (pearly razorfish) is the source of this 36695-nucleotide messenger RNA. NCBI's taxonomy places the organism in Eukaryota, Metazoa, Chordata, Actinopteri, Labriformes, Labridae. The record is from the annotation of a GenBank genome assembly.